Molecule: messenger RNA, 1002 nt
Organism: Lobosporangium transversale
Lineage: Eukaryota; Fungi; Mortierellomycota; Mortierellomycetes; Mortierellales; Mortierellaceae
Exons: 1
Coding region: 1-1002 (333 amino acids)
Source: RefSeq, a predicted model, not a curated record
AUGACGGUUCGAGAACUUGAGCGGGUUGGUUCGUCCAUUAAGAUGAGCAUAACCCAAAGUCGCCAAUUAUUUUUUGAAACACUGAGCAGAGUAGCUCAAGAAGCAGGAAGAAAGGAGUACAUAAAAGUACAACAGGAAAAGAGGCAACUAAAAGCUAAAAUACAACAACCUGCAUUGCAAGGGAUUCUGGGCAGGCUGUCGAGAGAAGUUCCAUCAUCUAGUAGCUCUGGCAUUGAUAACUUAUCACCACCUAGAGAUCCAGAGGAUUACCAGCAAGGGAGUGAGAGCGAGAGUGGCGAAAGUGAUAGUGGCCAGGAGAGCGAGCCGGUUGAGCCGGUUGAGCCGGUUGUUAUUAACGAAACCGUUAUUGCUGUUGAUGAUCAUUCUCAUGAUGAUCAAGAUCUAUGUGAUCAAUUUAACGAGGCACUUGGCACUGACGCACUGGAUCAAAAUUGGGAGGACCAAGAAGGCCAAGAGGACCAGGAGGCUGGUCAAAAUGCAGAAGGACAAAGGCGAUGGGAUAACGAGAAAGAGCUAGAGAAAGAGCUUGGAAUGCGCUUGUGCCCAUAUGUACCUGAAUUUCACUACAUGGAAAUGGAACCAAGGGAUAGGCCGAUUCGUGAUCUUUGGAAGGAGUGGUUUUAUGGAAACGAAGAAAAACCUUCAAUAUGUCGUAUGGAAAUUGAACAUGGCAGUAGAUGGCGUCCUGGCAAUGCCAAGGCUGCAGUAUAUUUAUUCAAGAAGCGUCUAAUCAACUCCGUUCUUAGAGAAAUGACCAAUGCGGAGCCCAAUCUCACGGUGGAACAACGUAUUUUUUAUGCAUUGGACAGCGUUCAUUUAAAGAUAUCUCAAGCAGGAUCAAUUAAUAAGUAUGAGAAAUCUCUUCCAAAAGGCGCUCCAAAACGCCGCCGAGCUCCUGUACAAGAACCGGACCAGCAAGGUCAGUUAGACCAGCAAGAUCAGUUAGAGCAGCAAGAUCAGUUAGGCCAACAAGAUGCAUAG